Neurospora hispaniola is the source of this 1685-nucleotide messenger RNA. RefSeq lists its product as uncharacterized. Lineage: Eukaryota; Fungi; Ascomycota; Sordariomycetes; Sordariales; Sordariaceae. The record is from RefSeq and is a predicted model, not a curated record. Bases 74 to 1285 code for a protein of 403 amino acids. The transcript is spliced from 2 exons.
GGUGCUGAGCUGCCUUGGAAUUAACCUCGUCGAUAUCGGAGCGGCUAUCGGCCAUAUAUUGGUUGUGUUGUUUAUGCGUGUUCGGCAAUUAAGACGCGGUGAUGGACGUGAUCGGUGUGCAACUCAAUGUGGGACUGGACCCGGAAUUGGAGAGGUAAUUGAUAGCUCGCGCUUUAUCCCAAACUCAUCUACAUCACCACAAAGUCCACCUGUGUGGCCCAUCACCAAUUGCACCAUGCCACUCUCCCUCCUCCGGGCAUCCGCCCUCCUCUUCACCCUCUCCCGCCUUCCCCUCGGCUUCACCCAAGACCCCUCUUCCUCCAAAGACCAAGAACCCAAAGAAGACGGCUACAUAGGCUACCGCCUCACCCACCGCGGCGACCCCGAAUCCGCCAUCUACGAAACCGCCAACACUUCCGAUGAAGACCUCAUCCUGCCCGAGGACCCAGACGUCUACCUCAACGCCUCGGUGUCAGUCGGCCUGAUUGACAUUGAGGUGGACAACAUCACGGCCAAGGUCAACUUGGACGCCAAGGUCUUGAGUCUGCUGCACUUUAGCGCGGGUGUGGAUGCGAGCAUUGAUCGCGUCAAGCUGCGGAUUGAGAACGUCUCUGCCAAGGUGGAGUUGGAAGCCAGACUGGAGAAUGUGGUAGCUAUGGUUGAUGAUGUUUUGCGGAGCAUUGAUUUGAACCCGAUUAUUGCUACGCUUGGGGAAGGCGUGGGGAAAAUUGUGGAUGGGGUGGGGGAUGUUGUCGGUGGUGGUGAGAGUGGUGAUGCAGCGGGUAAAGCUGGAAAUAAUCUGGUGAAGAAGGUGCCGCUUGGUGCACGUGGUGCCAGUGGUGAUGAACAUGAGAAUGACCUGACCAAACGCGUCCCUGCCACCGGACACGGAUCAGGAGCAGAUCACGACCCCUUCAACUACAACCUUGAGCACAAUAUCCUCUACAGUGUCAACAAUUAUCAAGGAAACAAACAUCGCAAUCGCCGACUGGAUCAGAAUGGCGAUAUCUUGGAUGAGUACCUCGACAAUGACGGAAACGAGCAGUCGAGACAGGUGGUGGGGUAUUACAAGGAUGAUAUGACGUUUAAUGGACACAACAGGAGCAUUGAGGUGGAUGGAAAGGUGAAGGAGUUUGAGUUGCAAUAUGAGUAUAAGCCGUUCCCGGGCAUUGAGGCGAUUUGCUGGAUUUACGUGGAUGUGGAGGGGAAGGUGGUCAGGACGAAGGUCAUUUCGGAGGCGCAGGGCGGAGGGACGAGUACGGUUAGCAAUGACUCGGAGGAGUGAUGGGGGUGGGAUGUGGUUGGAUACCUCUAUGGGGUUGUGUUGCGGUGAUUGUCUGCACUUGGCUUAAAGUUUGAAAUGUAUGGAAGAUUCCUUUUAUGUUUAAGAACAGGGGAACGUGUCGCGUGUUAUUGAUGGCGAAUAAUCCAAGUAGCCGCACCACAAGCCGUAAGAAAAGUGAUAGUGAGCACAUGCUGCUGAUUUGUGCUGUCCUCUGCAACUGCUGGCCUAGGUCAUCGUUCAUACAACAUCAUUGCUUGCAAAACGCCAAGCAUCAAUAACCCGAUACUGCUAAUUGCCACUUCAUUCUCCUUCCUGAGGCCUUGUUCUUUCCUAAACACCAACCAAAACCUAUCAGAUGGGUUCUCGCAUCAUGAAAAGCUCGGCACGAAGCGGGUCCAAU